UAUAUAAAUAAGAAAAAAAAAUGAUACACAUAAACAAAAAAUGGAGAACAAAGAAAAGCAAAUGGUGUCGCCGCCACCGGAACCUAGAGUUGCUGUUGUCGUAUUUCUCUUGAAAGGUAGAUCGUUCCUUCUCGGCCGCCGUCGUGCUUCCGUCGGAGACGCAACCUUCGCUCUUCCCGGCGGCCACCUUGAAUUCGGUGAAAGUUUUGAGGAAUGUGCAGCGAGAGAAGUGAAAGAAGAAACAGGGUUAGAUUUGGGUGAAAAUAAAAUAGAGUUUUUAACUGUUACAAAUAAUGUGUUUUUGGAACAGCCAAAGAAAUCUCAUUAUGUUACUGUCUUCAUGAGAGUGGUGUUGGAUGCACAAGAGGAGCAUGUGAUUCAGAAUGUUGAACCUGAUAAGUGUUAUGGUUGGGAUUGGUUUGAAUUGGAGAAUUUGCCAAACCCUUUGUUUUGGCCUUUGGAAAAGAUGCUUAAAGGAGGCUUUGAUCCUUUUCUGAAUUGAUUAUAUGUAUUUUAAAUCAUUGACAUGUAGAAGUCGGUAAUAGUUUGAAAAAUAGAAGUGACCGAAGAAUGUAACCACUUGUAUCAGUGUUGAUUUGUAGUAUCGAUCUAUGUUGCACCGACACUUUAGAUUAAACAUGAGACCACAGUUUGACAUGUCAUAGACUAAAUACGUGUCAAAGACUAGAUAUAAAUAUGAAACUAUUUUGUAGGAUAUAUUCAUGUUCAUGUACUUGAUAGCUCAAUUUGCAACUAAACUUGAUGUAUUUGUAAUCUAUUUUGGGGCUAUUUGAUUUGAAUAUAUAAUUUUCAAUAUGUAUUAGAUAUGAACCCACCACCAGCCAGUUAUAUGUAUGUAUGUUGAGAGUGUGUUAGAAGUUAUUAUAAGCUAUUGCUUAUAGCUUAUAGCUUGUAUUUUUGGUUUUUGUAUAA
Molecule: messenger RNA, 933 nt
Organism: Medicago truncatula (barrel medic)
Lineage: Eukaryota; Viridiplantae; Streptophyta; Magnoliopsida; Fabales; Fabaceae
Product: nudix hydrolase 1
Exons: 2
Coding region: 41-502 (153 amino acids)
Biological process (GO): dGTP catabolic process
Cellular component (GO): cytosol
Molecular function (GO): 8-oxo-7,8-dihydrodeoxyguanosine triphosphate pyrophosphatase activity
Source: RefSeq, a predicted model, not a curated record